AUGUUUCCCAUUCUCAGAUCAAAUAUUUUCCUUAGAGCCGCAACAGUUGGUAUCAGGUUCAACUCAUCCACCGUUUCCAGUGCAGGUGCCUUAUACGACGGAUUUCUGGUUAAGCUACGGGACGACUUAAAGACAUGUAUUCGAUCCAAGGCGCCACCAAUCAAAAAAACCACAGUGAGGGGUAUCAUGAGUGAGAUGAAGAAUUUAGAAAUUGAGAAUCAUGGCUCAGUUGUUGACGAAUUCAAGAUAUACGAUCACUUGAACAAGCUUGUCAAACAAAGAAAGGAGACUGCCAAUGAGUACCUUAAGCCAGAUCAACCAGAGAGGUUCAAAGAAUUGGCACAGAAGGAAUUGGAUGAAGCUGCAAUUAUUUCCAAAUAUCUACUUGAUCUUCCUGUUGCUACUGAGGAAGAAAUCAAAGCCAAGGUUCAAGCUCUAAUGGCAUCUGAGAAUAUUACUGAUAAACGCCAAGUGUUUUCCAAAAUUCCAUGGGGGAAAAUCAACAAGGAAUGGAGAGCUUCACGGGGUGCAGUCAGUGACGUUAUUAACAAACUUUGA
Molecule: messenger RNA, 558 nt
Organism: Pichia kudriavzevii
Lineage: Eukaryota; Fungi; Ascomycota; Pichiomycetes; Pichiales; Pichiaceae
Exons: 1
Coding region: 1-558 (185 amino acids)
Cellular component (GO): mitochondrion
Molecular function (GO): carbon-nitrogen ligase activity, with glutamine as amido-N-donor
Source: RefSeq, a predicted model, not a curated record